AUGGAUUUUCUUCCCGAUAAGUACCUGCGCGAGCUGCGUCCCGAUCGCCCAACAUGGCCACUUUCCUCCACCCCCACCACGGCCCCGUCACACCUGGGCGCCAGUCCGCCGGGCUCCUCCUCCUCCUACCAGUCGGCGGACCAUGCCAGGUCGCCUCUCCUGGCACGCUCGUCGAUGAGCUCUUCUUCAUCGACGGAUGCCACUGAGUCGGGCUCGGACCCCCGGCCCCCGGGCUCCUACUCCCCCCUCCCUCCCCAACACCACCACGCGCCGCUGGCCGGCGGCCCGCCGGCCUCCGACACGGCAUACCUGUCCUCCUCCUAUGCCUCGGGCAGCUCGUCCGCCUGCUCGAUCGGCGGGGGCCCGGGCGGCGGCUUCUCCGACCUGUCGUCGGAUGGCGUGCCGACCGCCCCCAACAGCGGCCACGCCUCGCCCGCGGCGCACCUGUCCUCUCCCUAUGACCGGGACCCGGGGCUGGCCGCUCUGGCUGGCGCCUCGCCGGCGCACUCGCCCCAGGUGACCGCCACCGACAGCGACGACCUGGACGAUCUGGACCUCGGCUCGCAUGAUGUCCUGUCGCCGGAAUCGCCGCUCCUGGCAUCGGACACCGAUGCCCUGAAGCAGCGCCCGGUGCACCUGCUCAACCAGCCGGACCCUCAUCUGGAGGGCAUGCUGACGGCCGGGGCCGCCCUCGGCAGCGGGGUGGCCGGCACACAGGCCGCCGCCGCCGCCUCCUCCUCCUCGCGCGGAGGCGGCGCCAAGAAGCGCAAGUCCGGCGGCGCCCCCGGGCCCGGCGGCGGCGGGGCCAAGGCCCCGCGCAAGGGCAAAAAACUCGGCCCCACCGGCAAGGACCCCAGCAAGGACCCGGGCAAGAGCCCCCCCGCCGAUGACGAGGACGACGAGGAUGUCGAUGAGGAUGCCGCCAUCCUCACCAUCCAGGAGGCCGUCUUCCUGGUGUUCUCCUUCUGGCGCGCGGUGGCCUUCUGGGCCUCCAUCAUCCUGACGGCCGGCAUUGCCGGGCUCUACUUCUACUGGUUCCCCCGCGAGGCGGCCCUCUUCCGCUACCGGGCCGUGCCCUUUGACAGCCUGGAGGCGGACUUCGUGGUCAUCACGGCCAAGUCCGACAAGAAGAUCUUCCUCACUCGCCUUGAGGGUCUCAACCCCUCGGCUUUGGUUGACGGCUGGCAGGCGGUCUGGGAUCUGCGGCGCUUCUGCGCCAGCCCGGACACCCAUCCGGCCGUGUCGUUUGCCGCCCUGCCCCGGUCCUUCGUCUGGCGCUACGAGCGCUUCUGGUUCAUCCCCUCGGCCAACCACUGGGCCCGGUGCGGGUUCGUCGCCGACACCGGGCUCGGCCCCGUGUCCCAGGCCCUGGCCGAGCAGGCGCGCGCCGGCGUCGUCACCGGCGACCCGAGCCGCACCUCGGCCGGUGACAUUCACCGGGUGGCCGCUCGGCGCCUGGCGGACCUCGGCUCGGCCGAGUCGGUGGAGCUGGCCCCGCUGCCGGCGCUGACCCCCUGCGAGUCGGCCGCCGGCAUGUCGCCCAUCGGGGCGGCCACCUCGUCGGACAUGCUGCUGGAGCGGCUGUUUGCCUCGUGCUCGGCCUCCCUGCCGGAGGACCUGACCCAGCGCGCGGCCCUCCUGUCGACCCUGCGCGACUUGGUGUACGGUCGGAAUGAGCUGCGCGUCCUGUCGGAGCCCCUCUGGUCGCUCUUCAUGUCGGAGCUGCUCCAGCCGUUCUUCGUCUUCCAGCUGUUCAGUAUCAUUGUGUGGUACACACAGCUGUACACCUCGUACGCCACCAUCAUUGCCAUCCUCACGCUCAUCGGUAUCGCGCGCAACACCUACACGCGUCGGGCCAACCUGCUGGCCGUCGAGCGGAUGGUCUGCACCGAGUCCACCGUGCAAUACAUGCGCGGUGGUGUGUCCUUCGCGGCGGUCAGCACCGACCCCCCGGCCGAUGGCAGCAAGCCCGGCACGCCCCGGGCCACCACCGGGGCCCCGGGGCCGGUGCUGCAAUUUGAGCGCGUGGCCGACAGCUCCGGGCGCCUGGUCCCCGGUGAUGUGGUCAUCCUGGAGCCGGGCAUGGUCCUGCCAUGCGACAUCGUCCUGCUGGCCGGCCACUGCAUGGUCAACGAGGCCAUGCUCACCGGCGAGAGUAUGCCCAUGUUGAAGACCUCGCUGGAGCUGGACCCCGAGGGCCGGGCCUCCUUCGACCCAUCGUCCUCCGGGGCUGGCGGUCGGCGGAUUCUCUUUGCCGGCACGCGGGUGCUGCAGGCCCGGGGGUCGGCCGCUCCGCCGCCCGGGGCGCUGCACCCCCCGGGGGUGGCCCCCUCGCAGGCCAGCAUCUCCAGCGUGUGGUCCUUCAGCUCGGAGGUGGGCAGCGAGCCCGGGGCUCCGCCGGCGCUGCCGCCCUGCGGCAUGGUCCUGCGCACGGGCUUCUCCACCGAGCAGGGCCGCAUGGUGCGGGCCAUCCUCUUCCCGAAGCCCUCCAAGUUCGACUUCACCUCGCAAACGUACCGCUUCAUGUGGCUGCUCUUUGCCGGGCUGGUGCUCGGGUGUGUGGCCCAGGUGGCCAUCUACAUCCGCCAUGGCGAGCACAUUGGCAAGAUCAUCGCCGAUUGCCUGAACUUGGUGACCAUCGCCGUGCCGCCGACCCUGCCGCUGGCCUUGACCUUCGGCAUUGCGGCGUCCUACUCGCGCCUGCAAGCCCGGCACCUGUACUGCACCAACACCGAUCGCAUUGCGGCCGCCGGCCGCGUCAACUGCCUGGCCUUCGACAAGACCGGCACCCUGACCGAGGAUGGCCUGACGCUGCGCGGCGUGUGCGGCGUCAUGCCGGAGGCCGGCGAUGCCGCCGCGUCGGCCCCGAGCCACCGGCAGCCGCUGGUCAUGGCCCCCCUGUCGUCGAACCUCAAUGACCUGAUGGCCGGCGCGCAGGCGGCCGCCGAGGCGGUGGCCGCGGCCAACGGCGCCAGCCAUGGCAGCCGCCACGCCCAGCAGCAGCAGCAGCAGGAGGACCUGCUGCUCCCGCGGGUGGCCUCGUCGCUCAGCGGCCUGGCUCUGUCGCACACGCUGGUGGCCUGCCACUCGGUGGCCCACUUGGAGGAAGAUCCGGAUGUGCCCUCGGGCGCGGUGCCGGUGCCGUCAUCGUCGGCGGCCAUCGCCGCCGCGGCCGCGCGCUCUCGCUCCAACACCCGCGCCUCGGGCAUCUUCAACAGCAACAAUGCCGUGGAGCCGGCCCCGGCGCCGGCCCCGCCACGCCUGAUCGGCGACCCGCUGGAGGUGGCCAUCUUCGAGCGGUCCGGCUGGCAGAUGCUCACCCGGCCGGAUGAGGUGCCCUCGGCGGGGCCCUCCGCCGGGAACCGGGCCACCUCGUCGCCCGGGGCCGCGGCCUUCCUGGCCGCCGGGGUUCUGGAUGCCGGUGGCUACCAGCAGCAGUCGGCCUGCUCGUACAUCAUGAGCAGCAACCAUGGCGGGUCCCCCGGGCCCGGGGGGGGCGCCAUCGGGUCUUCCUCCCUCGGUGUGUACAAUUGCCCGACGCUCAUUUGGCAGCACCCGAUGCUGCCGAAUGUGGCAGAGACGGUCUUCCUGCCGCCGGCUCCGGCCAUGCCGGAGUACCCCCCCUCCGGCCGGCCAUCCAUCAGCGAGUACUUCUCGGACUUCGGGGCCGACAAUGUCGGCGACCUGGCUGCCGACGAUGCUGCUACGGCGGCCAGCGUGCCGAAUGCCCUGGCGGUCUUGCGCCGGUUCGAGUUCGAUCCCGAUCUCCGGCGCAUGUCGUCCAUCAUCCUGGACAUUCCGCUGGGUGGUGGGGUCGCCACCGGGGGGGAUCCGGCCGACCGGACCUCCAUCCCGCGGCUGCUGGUGAAGGGUGCGCCGGAAACCCUGCGGGCCCUCUGCCGGCCGGAGACCAUUCCUCGCGACUUUGAGGCAUCGCUGGCGUCGCUGGCGUCGCAGGGGUACCGGGUGCUGGCGGCCGCGUGGCGGCCGUUGGAUGACCCGGCCGAGGCCGAGGCCGCCAUCAAGGGCGGCCUGGCCGAUGCCGAUCGCGCGCGCCUCGAAUGUGGCCUGCUCUUUUGCGGCCUGCUGGUGUUGGAGAACCGGCUGAAGCGCGAAACCGUGGCCCACCUGGAGGCCUACUCGCGGGCCGGCAUGCGGCUGAUGAUGGUCACCGGGGACAAUGCCCUGACGGCGGUGGCCGUGGCCCGGCGCUGUGGCCCGGGCUUCGUGCGCCCGGACCGGCAGUGCUUCAUCCUCGAUGUGGAGGGGGGCGAUGGGGGCGAAACGUCGCACGGAGCCGGCGAAGCGCCUCGGCGCAUUCUCAUGACCGACUCCUCGGAUGCCGACCGGGUGUUCGACCUGGACGACUUCCUGGCCCAGAGCGGCGAGCCGGUCUUCCGCCAGUACUCCGCCUCGAUGACGCGCCUGGGGGGCUUCACCCCGGCGGCCGGACGCAAGUCGGCCCUGGGCGCCAUGCUGCCCAGCAGCUUCGAUGUGGAUCUCUCGGUGACCGGGACCGCCUUCGCGGCGCUGGUGGCCCGGCACUUGGAGCUGGCGGCGCUGGCGGCCGCGGCCGAGGUGGCUUCGGUCGCGGCCGCGGCCUCCACCACCCCCUCGCUUUCGCGCAUGUCCUCGCAAUUUGACCUGUCCGGCUUGGCCGAGGGCGACACCGGGGAGCACCCGCUGCAGGGUGGCCUGGCGGCCCUUUCCCCGGAUGCAUGCCUGCAGCUGUUCGAGAAGCAGCUCCACAAUGCGGAUGCCCUGGUGCUCGAUGAUGAUGAUGAUGAUGAUGAUGAUGAUGAGGACGAGGGGGAUCGCCCCGGUGGCCGCCGUGGCCCCCUGCCGAAAAGCCACAACCUGGUGGCGCACUACGGCCGGCCGGCCACGCCGCUGGAGCUGGUCCUCUCGCGGGCCGGCGUCUUUGCCCGGAUGUCCCCGCAGCAGAAGCAGUCCCUGGUCCGGCGCUUGCAGGACCUGGGCCUGGUGGUGUGCAUGACCGGCGAUGGUGCCAAUGACUCCGGGGCCUUGAAGGCCGCCGACGUGGGCAUCAGCAUCGCCAGCGCCCCCCCGGCCUCCGGGCCGAUUGACGCGGACCCGGACCAGACGGACCCGGACCAUGCGCACUCCGGCGGCCCGGGCACCGGGGCCUCGACCGGGGGCGAUGUCGACCCGGAGGCCGCCCCUCCGGCGGCGCCGGAGGAGGCCACCGAGCCCACCGGCGCCUCGGCGGCCCCCUCCAUCGCGGCGCCCUUCGCCACGCGGCUGCACCACAUCGGCGCCGUGGCCACCGUCCUGUCGGAGGGCCGCAAUGCCCUGGUGACCUCCUUCUCCCUGUUCAAGUUCAUGUUCCUCUAUGGGUUCGUGCAGUUUGUGGCGGUGCUCCUGCUGUAUGUCAACCUGCUGGAGUUCGCCGAUGUGCAGUACAUCUUCGCGGAUUUGGUGCUGGUGCUGGGGCUGGCGGCGGCCUUGCCGACGCUGCGGACCUCGCGCUCGGUCAGCCGGUCCCGGCCCCAGGGGGACCUGCUGACGCCGGCGGUCCUGCGCAGUGUCAUCGGCCAUGUGUUCAUCCUGGUGGGCUUCCAGGUGCUUCAGUGGUGGUUCUACCGGACCCGAAACCACUAUGUCAUGCCGGACCCCCUGGACCCGGGGUACAGCCCCCUGCGCACGGAGGUCGGCUCGACGCUCUUCAUGUUCUCGGCCUUCCAGUAUCCCUCGGUGGCGGCGACCAUGGCCCAGAGCUUCGGUGUCCACCGCGAGCGCGGCUUCCGCAGCCCCUGGUUCAUGGUGUCGCUCAUUGGCCUGAUCGGGUGCUGCCUGGUGGUGACGCUGGUGGAGUCGGACUUCCUGGGGAACCUCUUCUCCCUGCGGUACACUCCGAUCGGCUACCGGGUGAGCAUCAUCAUCCUGGCGGCCUUCAACAUGGCGGCGCACAUCCUCUGGGAGCGCCUGGCCGUGCCCCGGCAAUCGACCGAGCCCGAGCCGCUGUCCGACACCGACCACCUGAUUGGCCUGCUGAAUGUGCAGGCGCGCCAGGCGGCGGCGGCGGCGGCGGCUGCUGCUGCCGCGGCCGCGGCCGCGGCCCAGCUCGGCGACGAUGGGCACUGCCCGACGGCCGACCCGUCGUCCUCGUAUCCGCGUCUGCCCCGGCCCCCGGUGCCGGACUGGCGCCCGACCGUGGACCUCGGCCUGUCCAAGUGGUUCUUGCGCCGGCGUCACGAGCGCGACCCGACCGCCCCGACCGAGGUCAAGCUGCCGCAGUUUGCCCUGGACGCUCGUGUGGCCGACCAGGUGUUCACCCGCCGCCCGGCCCUGUCGUUCGGCUAUUCGUCCAUCAACUAGUUCGCCGCAGUGGCACUUGCGGCCGCUGCUGGCUGUGUGUGCGCGCGCUUGGCGGCGCCCAUCCUCCGGUGAGAUGUGGGGGCCCAGGUGGGGCGAGGAGGGGCAAGUGUUCCCGCCUUUUGUGUGGGCCGCGCCGCCCUCUCUUCUCUCCCUCUCCCCCGUGUGUUGGAAAUACAUUUUUUUAUCACCGCAACA
Molecule: messenger RNA, 6534 nt
Organism: Fonticula alba
Lineage: Eukaryota; Rotosphaerida; Fonticulaceae
Exons: 3
Coding region: 1-6339 (2112 amino acids)
Cellular component (GO): membrane
Molecular function (GO): ATP binding; P-type transmembrane transporter activity; ATP hydrolysis activity
Source: RefSeq, a predicted model, not a curated record